AUGAGAUUGCUCCACACUACUAUUCUGGCUGCUACAGCCGCUUCUCAAGAAUCCAUAUCUUGGCAAGAACAGUUGAUCAAUCGAUUGAGCCAACACACGAUUUCAAACAGCUGGAGUCUGCAUUCUAGCUCUCUCGAAGAAGACGACUCAUGCGCCGAUCGCUGCAUCCUGAACCCAUCCAAUCGUCUCUCGUGUGGCCGUUCGCGAAGCCGAGACCAGUGCGACUCGCUCAACUGUUGCUGGGACGCAGAUUCCGAAAUGUGCUACAAGCAGGUAUUCGAUCACUGCCCGAAGGAUACAUGCGAGCGCAUUGAUCCUCAAGAUCGACAAAUGUGCUCAGAAAUUCUCGGCCCAGAUCUGAAUCAGGAAGAAUGCGCAGAACUCGGAUGCUGCUAUGAUAGUUACGUCGACUUUUGCUACUCAUCGGUUCCAAAGGAGACCGCAAUGGCACCUGCAACACUGGAAUGCGAGAGCGUCGAAUCUUCUCAGAAGGAGUCUUGUGGAUAUGGCCUGUCCCGUGACGCCUGUCUCGAGCGAACGGGUUGUUGCUGGCACGUGGAUGAAAACGCAUCCACUUAUUGCUACAAGCUAAGGAUUUAUAAUCAUAACUAA
This is a messenger RNA of Oikopleura dioica, 612 nucleotides long. Lineage: Eukaryota; Metazoa; Chordata; Appendicularia; Copelata; Oikopleuridae. The record is from the annotation of a GenBank genome assembly.